CCAUAAAAUUUAAAAAAAAAAAAAAGAAAAAGAAAAAGAAAAAAGAGAGGGCGCUCGAUCUAAUCCCCUCUCAUUACUCUCAUGGAGCUUUUGUCAGCGAUCACAUGUGCCAUCCUUCUUCUCUACUCUUUCUUCCUUGCAUGGAGGUUCUUCGAGAGGAGGAGGAACCAGAACUGCUACCUUCUCGACUACAUCUGCUUCAAGGCAUCCAACGAGCGCAUGAUCUCCACGGAGCUGAGCGGCGACAUCAUCCGACGCAACGAGAACUUGGGCUUCCCCGAAUACAAGUUCCUCCUCAAGGUCAUCGUCAACUCGGGCAUCGGCGAGCAGACAUAUGGCCCAAAGAAUAUAAUCGACGGGCGUGAGAAUUCCCCGACCUACGAAGACGCCAUCUCCGAGAUGGAUGACUGCUUCAACGCCACGCUCGACGAGCUCUUCCGCAAGUCCGGCUUCGCCCCCUCGGACAUCGACAUGCUCGUCGUCAACGUCUCCAUGUUCUCCCCCGCCCCUUCCCUCUCGUCGCGGAUCGUGCACCGCUACGGGAUGCGGGAAGACAUCAAGGUCUUCAACCUCUCCGGGAUGGGGUGCAGCGCGAGCCUCAUCGCAGUCCACCUCGUCAGGGACGUCUUCAAGACGCGCAACAAGAUGUUGGCCGUCGUGGUGACAUCCGAGUCCAUCAGUCCAAACUGGUACUCGGGGAACGACAAGUCCAUGAUGCUGGGGAACUGCCUCUUCCGCUCCGGCGGCUGUUCCAUGCUCCUCACCAACGAUCCCGCGCUGAAGCACCGCGCCAAGAUGAGCCUCAGGUGCCUCCUCCGCACCCACAUCGGUGCCAGCGACGACGCCCACAGCUGCGCCAUGCAGAAGGAGGACGACGUCGGACGCAUCGGCUUCUACCUCAGCAAGAGCCUCCCCAAGGCCGCGGUGCGCGCCUUCUCGGAGAACCUCCAAACGCUAGCUCCGCAGGUGCUCCCCGUUAGGGAGCUCCUCCUUUACAUCGCUCGGGGUGUCCGGCGCCGGAUGCUGAACGGCGGCAGCAAAGAUCCGACGGCGGCGGCGCGAGUGAACUUCAAGGCCGGGGUGGAGCACUUCUGCCUCCACACCGGGGGGUCGGCGGUGAUCGAGGGCGUGGGGAGGAGUCUGGGGCUCAGCAAGUAUGACCUGGAGCCAGCGAGGAUGACGCUGCACCGGUGGGGGAACACGUCGGCGAGCAGCGUGUGGUACGUGCUGGGUUACAUGGAAGCCAAGAAGAGGUUGCGGAGGAGGGACAGGGUGCUGAUGAUAAGCUUCGGGGCGGGGUUCAAGUGCAACAGUUGCUUGUGGGAGGUGCUGAGAGACCUGGAGGGUGGGGGCGUGUGGGAGGACUGCAUCCAGAGCUACCCUCCUCAAACCCUAGCGAACCCCUUCAUGGAGAGGUACGGAUGGAUCAAUGAGGACUAACCUCUCCGUCUGUAGUUCAUUUCCCGUUUUCUUUCUUUCAUGUUUUUGGGAAAUGAAUAGACACAGAUGUGUUCAUGCGUGGUAUGGUCUGUGUUUUUACUUUUGUCAUUUCUUUCUUUUUUUUUCUUUUUUUUCCCCUACAAUUCUCACUCUUUGUUGAUUGGUUUUAAACGUUUGAAUAAGCUGCCGUUGGACCUAUCAAAAUAGAUAAAUAAUUUAUUAUUCUGUUGAUUUAUCGGCUUGGUGUGGGACCACCAUUAUCAGAAGUGGUACACGUAUCAUGCCGUGAGUGGAGGUGACAGGGAUAGUAGAGUUUCGUUGAUGAUAGCUGGUUCGCUGCAUCGGGGUUCUAUGCAAGGGGUGCACUCCACGAGCAUAGGUCUUCGGUUUUUAAUUUCAGAUAUUAAUGCUGGAUCUGACAUACACAUGUUCUUAGACUAGACUGGGUCAUGGCCUCAUGGACAUAGGUACGUAUCCAUUAGUUACUUCGCUGUACACCGGUAGAAGCAGUGUUGGCGUCCCCCCUUUUUUUCCUUAUUUUUGGGUAAAUUUUAACUUUUCUCCUCGAUGUACUGCAUGUCACUUUCUCUGCAGAGUAAGAUCUACUGCAUGUCAUUAAUA
Molecule: messenger RNA, 2061 nt
Organism: Elaeis guineensis (African oil palm)
Lineage: Eukaryota; Viridiplantae; Streptophyta; Magnoliopsida; Arecales; Arecaceae
Product: 3-ketoacyl-CoA synthase 12
Biological process (GO): fatty acid biosynthetic process
Cellular component (GO): membrane
Molecular function (GO): acyltransferase activity, transferring groups other than amino-acyl groups
Source: RefSeq, a predicted model, not a curated record